Ipomoea nil (Japanese morning glory) is the source of this 1666-nucleotide messenger RNA. RefSeq names its product anamorsin homolog. The record is from RefSeq and is a predicted model, not a curated record. Gene Ontology annotation, biological process: iron-sulfur cluster assembly. Gene Ontology annotation, molecular function: iron-sulfur cluster binding. The transcript is spliced from 11 exons. Lineage: Eukaryota; Viridiplantae; Streptophyta; Magnoliopsida; Solanales; Convolvulaceae. Bases 335 to 1345 code for a protein of 336 amino acids. Gene Ontology annotation, cellular component: cytoplasm.
CGUUUACACUAUCCAGAACUCGAAACCCUAAAGUAAGAAACGUACAAGGUCUGCCGCUCCCUCUCACAGUUUCCUACACUCUCCGACUCCGGCGUCCGCUCCCUUUUCUCGACUUCCGGCAGAGGUCGACGUCAAGCUCGUCGGGAUCUCCGUCCUCGGUUGAAGAAUCCACUCCUUCAACGGACGUUCUCCCCAGUUUAUUAUUCUCCUAACAAAUCUUUGAGACAUGGCAUCCCGAUUUUGGACUCAGGUUUCUGUUCGUUCUACCGCAACUCGGCUAAUUGCACAUUGAUCUUCGAAGUUCCCAGCACUACUUAGACCUAUUCUCUCUAUAAUGCUUUCUCGUCUCUCCGCCUCUCUCGUUGGUCGUAGCUCUCUCGACUCUCCGCAUAUCUGUCUCUCGUCUCCUCUCUGUCACUGUCUGUCCUCGCACGGUCGCACCUCGCAGGAUCGCCAGUCGCCAAUCGCCACCAAAGUUUCGAUGAUCAGUCGCUGCCUCCAAACACGAAAGUCACCACAAAAUACGGAAGUCUCUUCCUCACAAGAGGAUUCUGCAACUACAAAAGAUUGCAUUGUGGUGCUUACAGAUGAUGUAACGGUAUCACUUAGUGCAGUUCUGAAUGCAAUUGGGAUGGUGAAGAAGGAAGGAGUUGAAAAGUUGGAUCCUUUGAUCAUUACUCAGGCUUCAUCUCAGAGUAUCUCUUCAUUGGGACAUUCAUCCAUGGAUGUUGUUAUAGUUAUAUUUAGGUCAUUUGAGUUUCCUAGUGAUCAGUUAUUUGUAGAUGUCACGAGAGUAUUGAAGCCUGGUGCGACUGUUUUACUUAAGCCAACUUCUCUUUCAGCUUCAGAGACAACGACAAAAUCUACACUUGAGCGGAAGUUGCUCUUGGCUGGCUUUGUGGAUGUAAAAUCAUUGGAAUCUGUGUCAUCUUUCGGGAUAACUGGCAAGAGGCCUUCAUGGAAUAUUGGUUCAUCCUUCUCUAUUAAAAAAGUUGCAAAAAGUUUACCCAUAGUUCAGAUAGAAGAUGAUAUGGAUCUCAUUGAUGAGGAUAGCCUUCUAACAGAUGAAGAUCUGAAGAAACCUAAACUUCCAACUGUUGAUGAUUGUGAAGUAGGGAGUACUAGGAAAGCGUGCAAAAACUGUUCAUGUGGACGAGCAGAAGCAGAGGCAAAGGUGGAGCUUGGAUUGACCAUGGAACAGCUAAACAAUCCUCAGUCUGCUUGUGGCAAUUGUGGUUUAGGUGAUGCUUUCCGGUGCGGUACAUGCCCUUAUAAAGGUCUUCCUGCAUUCAAACUAGGCGAGAAGGUAACACUUUCUGGGAAUUUUCUCGACGCCGACAUCUAGGAGCAGAUGUUGAAUUUGAAUAUUAUCAUACAUUUUGCCAUCUCGAGAGUGUUUCUGCUCCUUUGUUCCUAAACAAUGCAGUGCAGCGCCGAAGAAUUGUUUAGAUACGUAGUGAUAAUGUUCAUUUUCUAUAAUAUAGCCUCCACAACAUUUGUUCCAUUUUUCAUCUCUUUUAUACUUUCUUCUACGUGCUGCAAUUGCUAUUAUAACUCUGCGGCUCUAAAACUUAUUUCCUGUUUACUUCUCGAGGCUUAAAUUGUGAUCUGUAGUGCGUAACAGUAACGAACUAAAUACAUUCUUGUCUGUUAUUGUUAGUGGUUU